AUGCGUCCAGCAUGUCACUCGCGGCUAUCAUGUCGCACGAUCCUCUCCUCCACUCGCUCUCAAGGCCUGCGCAAGCACUCACUUCUGCGCAUACAACCCACACCUCGAACCCUUAGCACCGCACCUCAACACCGCGCAAUCAAUCAAACAAAAGCUUCAACUCCUUUAUAUACAACGCGACGAUCCUUCGGGCUCCCCUCUCUCUCCUCAUUCCUCCCCUCCUCACCAAACGGCAACAAUAACUCGCCCAAGCGCGUCCUAACCGCAACCCGCACACUCCCCUACUCGCCCGCAUUACUGUUCAAAGUGAUCUCCUCCGUCGAAUCAUACUCGCAAUUCCUCCCUUUCCUCAACGAAUCAACCGUGACAGCCCGCGACCCGGAAACAGGAUACCCAACACAAGCCUACUUAACCGUGGGAUACGGCCCGCUCAGCGAGACCUUUACCUCACGCGUGGACUGUGAUCCGGCCAAUUGGACCGUUGAGGCGCGGAGCGGGGAGAAGUAUGGGAAAGUCGAUGGCAAUGCUGGCAGUGCCAGGAGCGGUGCCUCAUCUGGGUUGAGUGGGUUCUUCCCCGGGGCGUCGGAGGGGAUCUUUGAAUACCUUUCUACGAGGUGGGAACUUGUGCCUGUGGCUUCUGUUGGGGCGCAGGGUGGACCGCAGACGAAGGUGAAUUUGGAGGUGCGGUUUGAGUUCCGGAAUCAGUUGCAUGCGACUGUUAUGGGGGCGGUGGAGGGUCAGAUGGCUGGUACUAUGAUUGAGGCUUUUGAGAAGCGGAUCCGGGAGAGUCAUUCUCGGGGGCAAUAG
Penicillium daleae is the source of this 807-nucleotide messenger RNA. Its product is annotated as ubiquinone-binding COQ10-like protein. The record is from RefSeq and is a predicted model, not a curated record. The coding region runs from base 1 to 807 and encodes 268 amino acids. Gene Ontology annotation, biological process: ubiquinone biosynthetic process; cellular respiration. Lineage: Eukaryota; Fungi; Ascomycota; Eurotiomycetes; Eurotiales; Aspergillaceae. Gene Ontology annotation, cellular component: mitochondrion. Gene Ontology annotation, molecular function: ubiquinone binding. The transcript has a single exon.